Messenger RNA from Colletotrichum karsti, 378 nucleotides. RefSeq lists its product as uncharacterized. The transcript has a single exon. NCBI's taxonomy places the organism in Eukaryota, Fungi, Ascomycota, Sordariomycetes, Glomerellales, Glomerellaceae. The record is from RefSeq and is a predicted model, not a curated record. Bases 1 to 378 code for a protein of 125 amino acids.
AUGAAGUUCUCCAUCCUCGCUCUUACCGCCGCCCUGGCCCUGGUCACUGCCGCCCCAGGCGAGCUCGUCGCCAGACAAUGCUCUUGCAAGAAGGUCGGAGAUGAAUGGAUCUGCAGCGGCAGACUGUGCCCCAAGGACUUCACCAUGGAACCGGAAAUGGUUAAGAGAGGUGCGGAGCUCGUUGCCAGACAGUGCUCUUGCAAGAAGGUCGGCGGCGAGUGGAUUUGCAGUGGCCGACUGUGUCCCAAGGACCUGAUGAUGGAGCCCACAGUCAAGAGAGAUGGUGAGCUUGUCGCUAGGCAAUGUUCUUGCAAGAAGAUUGGCGAUGACUGGCUCUGCACCGGGCCUAGAUGUCCCAGGGAGUGUCCCGAGUGCUAG